Molecule: messenger RNA, 1812 nt
Organism: Rangifer tarandus platyrhynchus (Svalbard reindeer)
Lineage: Eukaryota; Metazoa; Chordata; Mammalia; Artiodactyla; Cervidae
Source: the annotation of a GenBank genome assembly
AUGGACUCGCGGGUAUCGGAGCUGUUCGGCGGCUGCUGCCGGCCCGGAGGGGGCCCGGCCGUGGGCGGAACCCUCAAGGCUAGGGGCGCCGGCGGCAGCAGCAGCUGCGGUGGCCCAAAGGGGAAGAAAAAGAACGGAAGGAACAGAGGGAGCAAAGCCAACAACCCCCCGUACCUGCCCCCCGAGGCUGAAGAUGGAAACAUCGAAUAUAAACUGAAGCUGGUGAAUCCAUCCCAGUAUCGUUUUGAGCACCUGGUGACACAGAUGAAGUGGCGGCUUCAGGAGGGCCGUGGUGAGGCCGUCUACCAGAUUGGGGUAGAGGACAAUGGGCUGCUGGUGGGGCUGGCUGAGGAGGAGAUGCGGGCUUCCCUCAAGACCCUGCACCGGAUGGCAGAGAAAGUCGGGGCAGACAUCACUGUUCUCCGGGAGCGAGAAGUGGACUAUGAUAGUGACACACCCCGGAAGAUCACCGAGGUGCUUGUACGAAAGGUUCCUGACAACCAGCAGUUCCUGGACCUUCGUGUGGCCGUCCUGGGGAAUGUGGACUCAGGAAAGUCAACUCUGCUUGGAGUCCUGACCCAGGGAGAGCUGGACAAUGGGCGGGGCCGGGCUCGGCUCAACCUUUUCCGUCACCUGCAUGAGAUUCAGUCUGGCCGAACCUCCAGCAUCAGCUUCGAGAUCCUGGGCUUUAACAGCAAGGGAGAGGUGGUGAAUUACAGUGACUCACGGACGGCAGAAGAGAUCUGUGAGAGCAGCUCCAAGAUGAUCACCUUCAUCGACCUGGCAGGCCACCACAAAUACCUGCACACCACCAUCUUCGGCCUCACCUCCUACUGCCCCGACUGCGCCCUGCUCCUUGUCAGUGCAAACACCGGGAUCGCUGGCACCACACGGGAACAUCUGGGGCUGGCACUGGCCCUGAAAGUGCCCUUCUUCAUCGUGGUCAGCAAGGUGGACCUGUGUGCCAAGACCACCGUGGAGAGGACAGUACGCCAGCUAGAGCGGGUCCUCAAGCAGCCUGGCUGCCACAAGGUUCCCAUGCUGGUCACCUCCGAGGACGACGCCGUCACUGCCGCUCAGCAGUUUGCCCAGUCCCCCAACAUCACCCCUAUCUUCACACUGUCCAGCGUGUCUGGAGAGAGCCUGGACCUGCUCAAAGUCUUUCUGAAUAUUUUGCCGCCACUCACCAAUAGCAAAGAGCAGGAGGAACUCAUGCAGCAGCUGACGGAGUUCCAGGUGGAUGAAAUCUACACAGUACCAGAGGUGGGCACAGUUGUUGGAGGGACGCUUUCCAGUGGGAUUUGCCGUGAGGGGGACCAGCUGGUGGUGGGCCCCACGGACGACGGCUGCUUCCUGGAGCUCAGAGUUUGCAGCAUCCAACGCAACCGCUCUGCCUGUCGUGUGCUGCGAGCUGGUCAGGCCGCUACGCUGGCCCUCGGGGACUUUGACAGAGCUCUCCUUCGCAAGGGCAUGGUGAUGGUGAGCCCAGAGAUGAACCCCACCAUCUGCUCAGUGUUCGAGGCAGAGAUAGUCCUGCUCUUCCAUGCCACCACCUUCCGGCGAGGCUUCCAGGUGACAGUACACGUGGGCAACGUACGCCAGACAGCAGUGGUGGAGAAGAUCCAUGCCAAGGACAAGCUGCGGACAGGGGAGAAGGCAGUGGUACGUUUCCGCUUCCUGAAACACCCAGAGUACCUGAAGGUGGGCGCCAAGCUGCUGUUCCGGGAGGGUGUCACCAAAGGCAUCGGCCAUGUCACCGAUCUGGCUUCUCUGUGUAAUCAACAUGUCCCACAUCAGAAAAGCCACAGCUGA